This is a messenger RNA of Notechis scutatus (mainland tiger snake), 5877 nucleotides long. It is a transcript of the gene SLC24A3, whose product is annotated as solute carrier family 24 member 3. Gene Ontology annotation, molecular function: calcium, potassium:sodium antiporter activity; calcium channel activity. Gene Ontology annotation, biological process: intracellular calcium ion homeostasis; calcium ion transmembrane transport. NCBI's taxonomy places the organism in Eukaryota, Metazoa, Chordata, Lepidosauria, Squamata, Elapidae. The record is from RefSeq and is a predicted model, not a curated record. Gene Ontology annotation, cellular component: plasma membrane.
UUGGCGGCGCAGGAAGGGGCUGCGCGCGGGGCAGCUGUGCCUCCUGGCCUCGCUGCUGGGGCUCCUGCUGCUCGCGUGCGCCCGGGCAGGCCAGCGGGCUGGCCGCUCAGACGCCGCAGCCGUUUACGAAUCUCUGAACUUCGAUUUGGAGACUAGUGACAAAUGGCUGGGAAGAAGACUACUGCAAGAAACUGAGGAUAAUGUCACUGAUAAGCCAGAAGAAGUAAAGCAUCUCUAUCGAAAAAAUUGCACUGAACCAGCUCUCCGUGAAUUCCCUAAUGACAUCUUUACAAAUGAAGAUCGGCGGCACGGAGCAGUAAUUUUGCAUGCUUUCUGUGCUGUCUACAUGUUCUACGCUUUGGCUAUUAUCUGUGAUGAUUUCUUUGUUCCUUCAUUGGAAAAAAUUUGUGAACGCUUGCACCUCAGUGAAGAUGUGGCAGGGGCAACAUUCAUGGCAGCUGGCAGUUCUGCUCCGGAGCUGUUUACAUCUGUGAUAGGUGUGUUUAUCACAAAAGGAGAUGUAGGUGUUGGAACCAUUGUUGGCUCUGCAGUAUUCAACAUCCUGUGCAUAAUUGGGGUUUGUGGUCUAUUUGCAGGACAGAUAGUUGUACUGUCUUCUUGGAGCCUCUUGAGAGAUUCAGUGUAUUAUACCUGCUCAGUUGCUGCACUUAUUUUGUUUAUUUAUGAUGAAAAAGUUGCUUGGUGGGAGUCUUUAAUCCUAGUGCUGAUGUACUUCAUCUACAUUCUUAUCAUGAAAUUUAAUGCCAAUCUUCAGCAUAUGUUUGAACGGAGGACAAAGAAUGUAACAAAUAUGGUGAACGGAUUAGCAAAUAAUACAGAGAUGGAUGACAACAGCAAUUGUGAUGCUACAGUGGUAUUACUAAAGAAAGGUAACUGUUCCAGAAAUUUCCACCGCAAAGCCUCUGUGAUCAUGGUGGAUGAGUUGCUCUCUGCAUAUCCACACCAGCUGUCCUUUUCAGAGGCUGGACUACGGAUUAUGAUCACAAGUCACUUUCCUCCCAGGACCCGGCUCUCCAUGGCCAGUCGCAUGUUGAUCAAUGAGAGACAAAGAUUAAUCAAUAGCCGAGUGUAUACCAAUGGAGAAUCAGAGAUAGCCAUCAAGGUCCCUUUCAAACAUACCAUGGAGAAUGGAUCAGGGCUCAGCAACUCUGCUAAAGGAAGCACAAAUGGAACCAGAAGAGAUGAAGAGGCUGCGGAGGGUGGCAAUGAAACAGAGAAUGAAAAUGAUGACAAUGAAAACAAUGAGAAUGAUGAGGAGGAGGAGGAGGAGGAAGAAGAUGAUGACGAUGACCAUGGCCCUUACACUCCUUUUGAUCCACCAUCUGGCAUAAUAGAAAUUAUCAAGUGGCUCUUCACCUGGCCUCUAUCUUUGCUCUUAUACUUCACGGUGCCCAACUGUAGCAAACCCUACUGGGAGAAGUGGUUCUUGGUCACUUUUGCUUCAUCUACACUCUGGAUUGCAGCCUUUUCCUAUAUAAUGGUCUGGAUGGUCACAGUCAUUGGUUUCACUUUGGGUAUUCCAGAUGUGAUAAUGGGGAUCACAUUUCUGGCGGCUGGAACCAGUGUACCAGAUUGCAUGGCAAGCCUUAUUGUGGCAAGACAAGGAAUGGGUGACAUGGCCGUUUCUAACUCCAUCGGAAGCAAUGUCUUUGAUAUUCUCGUUGGCCUUGGUCUUCCAUGGUCUCUACAGACUCUAGCAGUAAACUAUGGCUCUGUUAUUCGAUUGAAUAGUCGUGGACUUAUUUAUUCUGUGGGCUUGUUGCUGGCCUCAGUCUUUGUCACAGUGUUUGGAGUUCAUUUGAACAAGUGGAAGUUAGAUAAGAAGCUGGGGUUUGUGUGCCUUUCCCUCUAUGGAAUCUUCUUGUGUUUCUCCAUCAUGACAGAAUUUAAUGUCUUCACGUUUGUAAAUUUGCCUAUGUGCAGAGAUCAUUGAUCCUAUGGACAGUCUGUUGAGAGGCAACUUCCUUCUGUACCAGUGCAAUAUGAAAAUGGUUGGCAUUUCCAAGCAGUAUGAGGCCCCCUAUGAAGGCUGUGAAGUUCAGUGGGCCCUCUUCUUGUCUUGGCUUAGUCUCUUUCUAAGCCAUCUUUUCACACAUACAAACGCUCACCUGGAAACCACCUAUACUGAUGUGAAGAUUUACAAAUUCAGAGAGUCUGAUGGGCAAACUAACUUUUAGCUGGCUCUGAGCCAGAGAAACUGAACUAUUACAGUUUUUUUAAGUUAUUUGAUGGAAGACUAAUUUAUGAAUCAAGACUAUAGCUAAGAUACAAAGAAGAGGGUACAUUGCAUUGACUGCUUUUGGAGAAAAAUGAAAGGAAUUUAUUUUAUUCUUCUUUCCUAAGAAAGUUUCCUUGCAGCUUAUCUACUUUGCAGAAUACUACAUCUCAUUGGAUGAUUCUGAUGUCAUAAACAGCACUGUGAGAGCUGAAUUCCAGGUACUUAUUAACAAGAAUGGACCUGUACUUUUCAAUGACUUCCUUAUGGGAAGUAAUGUACCCCAGGAAGAGAUUUGGGAGGAAUCCUAACUGAAUUCAGACUGUAGAGUUGAACCUUGCUGCCAUUUUAUUCUUAACAGCAGAAUGUGAUCACUAGGUUGUUUAGAAUAUUUCCAAGCAAUAGUUUUAGGCCUAUCGGCCCCAGCAGACUCACGAGAUGGAGUCCUGGUUUUUAACUUGAUUAUUGCCAAGAAAACUACAUGGAUGUAUCCAUGAAGUCAUCAUGAGCCAAAUGUGACUCAAAGGAGAAUUAACACUUUUUUCCCCUUUUAAUUUAAAAUACAAUGCCUGGACUAAUCUGUUAUAGGUUCUCGGUGUUUAUUGAGACUAUUUCUUUAGCACUUUUAGGUUGAAAAGUACUUUAUGACCCUCCCUUUCCUCUUUAUCCUGGCAACUGUUUGUUAAGGUAAGCACUAAUAAUAUUCCUGUGUCUUAAAAAAUAGUGCAGUUGAAAAAGUCUGUAUUCCUGCACAUAUCAACUUUCGGACCACAUUAAGAUUUGAACCAAAAUUGUUUUGAUACAAAACGAAAUUCAGAUAUUUGGAUUAUCAGACCAUCUAUUAAUAUAUGGAGACUGGAGAAGAGGAAAUGGAUGUAAAGGGACAUUAUUGGUUGAGAAGGCAAUAUAAGCACAUGGCACAUGUUUUAAAAUAAUUAGUUGAAGACACUGGUUUGUAAAAAGCAUAUUUUGCACAUAUAUUAUUGCUGAUGUUAUCAUUUGCCAUUCUGCGAAGGAUACACUGGACCUGGGUAGGCAUGUUAUUGUUUUUCCUUUUGUACCCUCCUGGGUGGUUUGCUUGUGCAAAUCCUAUUUUAGGAAUCUUUGUUGGUGGGUUCUUCCUGCUAUUUACCACAAAAUUGCAUAGCACUUAUUUUUACCAGUAGUUUUCUUGAACCUUGGUCAGAGAGGAUUAGAUUUUGACAAACUGAGAAAGCUAUGAUAAAGUCCCCAUUCAGUGUUCCAUUGACUGCUGUCUUUAAUGUGAUUUGCUCUAUUCACUCUGGAAAUCCUGAAGACACCUCAGCUUCCAUGUAGACCUCAUCAAUCCCCAUUACAUUUUCUCUGAUAAAAGCAGCAUUCCUGACUGCCCCAGUGACAUUUAGGCCUGGACUAUCCCGUUUUAUUUUAAUUGCUAUGUAUGUAUAUGCUUUGUUUUACUCUGUUUUUAUAAGAAGGGAUCUUUAGCUAGUCAAACCUAUAAGAAAGAUUUUAUCUAUAUAACCCACAAAGGUCAUUCUUAACAGAAAAACAGAAAGCUGAUGCCUGGGUGUAAACACCUCUUUCAAUCUACCCAUCAAUUUAUACUUUAGUGCUUCUUUAUUUCAAAUGAGUUUCUUUUUGAGAUCACUAGUAUGAAAUAAAAUGUCGUGAUCUGCAGUUUCCCUUCAUCAUAGCACCUUGCUUUUUUCCUAUGACUUCCGUAGUUGAAUUUUCCCUCAUUUAAUGCCAUCCACAUAUGUGGCUAAUUUGUGGCCAGCCAGAUAGAGUAAAUGUAUUAAUAUAAACUUAGUUUGACCAAGAAAAGUUUGCUCUUUUUUGCACCUCUCCCUCGCACAUACAUAUGAGGAUAAUUUGCCAAUUUCUCCCUUGUGCUCAUUUUUAGUGUUUUCAAUUCUGUCAGACAAAUGCAAUAAAAUUGUCAGAACUCAUGUUCUUAUACUAACGUCCCAGUGUAUUCUGAGGGACUAUAACUGCAUUCUGAGUUUUCUAUCUCUUUUUUAAUUAACUACUGAGCAUCUAGCAUGGCAAGAGCCAUUUUGAUGCACUGCUGAAUGCAUAGGACUAGAAGUCUAUGGGUGGGUGAUGGGUUCUGGUCAUUUCUUAGGCACAAAAGCCAGCUGGUGACCUAGGCCUAUUCAUUUUCUCUCGGCUGUAGGAGAGGAUAAUGAGAAACCACUUUAAAAAUGUCAAGGGAAAAAACUUUGAAAAGGUGUUUUUGUAGAGAAAUUAUGAGUUUUAAUUUAGGGCAAUCAAUUGUUUCACAUAGGAAUCUAACAGGUUAUUAAGCUUUAAUUUCACAAUAAACUCUUACAAAGGAAUGAAAUGCAGAAAUAAAUAAAUAGUGGCAAUGACUGUCUUUUCAGAGAUUUUUGUCCACUGUUACAAUUUUUUUUCAUUAAAGAUUGCUUAAUAUGCUCUUAUGAAAUCUUUAGGGUUCUUGUAAUAUAUUAUUUUUACCAUCCACCAUGCCUUCUUCAUUCUGUUUUUAAUUAAAUAAAUAUGGUCACUCAGUAUAUUGCUUUUGAUCAAACCAUUUUACCAUCUAGAAGUUUUUAAAAAAUAUUCAUUAUAUCGCUUCCUCUUGGUUGUAUAAUACACUGUAUAUAGAAAUCCAUCCGACAUCAUCCGUAUGACGAGGAUGGGUUGCUCCCAUUGUCAACACAACACGAUUUAUUGGUGAGGCUUAUACUGCUUCAGUCUUGAACAGCUCUAAAUGACCCCUUGCGAUUUUCUAUAACUCCCCACUCCCUCAAAACACAGAAAAACUGUUUGCAAAACAAAAUGGAACAGAAUAAAUGGAGAGCCUGGAAUGUCACAUACAUAACAAUACUUUGGAGAUAAAAAUACUUUGUGGUAUUGAGCAGUGUGGCUGCUAAAAAAUCUGGCCAGUGCACAUUGACAUGUGCAUGUUGCUAACAUAAAAUUAUUCAUUUUGCAUCACUGUCUUUAUGGAAUGUGAAUAACCCCAGUCUAAAUUUGUAUUAUUUGUAUUAAUGGAACACAUGUUCACCUCUGCAACUAUCCCUUCAGCUCAACAAUAAUUACACACUACUUGGAGAACAGAAUAACAUUUGAAGACAAAUAUUAAAUUGAGAGUUUACCCUGAUUCUAGCAACAAGUAAAAAGGCUGGUGGGUAUUGCCUAUGCUCUCAACUGAGCUGUUCCCAGCCUGGAAUAUCUGACUAGCCUACCUUCUCUCCAUCUCCUCAGUGCCUCUGUUUGCCUCCUACCCCUCAAUUGCCAUUGCCAAGGCACUGUGUCAUCCCAGCACUUUCCCUCUUUUGGUCAUCAGUCAGGUCCCAACACUACAAAAGGCCUUGGCUUUCACCCUGAUCUUUUCAGUACUUUCCCUUCACUCUCAGCCACAUAACACAUCCCAACUCCUUUAUUUUAAAGUUAAACCAUGAAAGAAUCUUCCCAAAUAAGCCAGGAACAGUUUUAUUUCAUUUACCAAUUCAAUUUUUGAUUUAGUACAACUUCCCUAAGGAAAAAUAAAGUUUGGAUUAGUUUCCCUUUAAACCUUUCACCUAAAAGAAGUCAAAACAGCUGUUUUUUUUUCUAUGUAAAUUUGUUAGCAACCUAUAAUAAAAACAUAUUAGCACUAGUACUUCUUUCCCUGGUUUCAUUACUGAUAAUUA